Molecule: messenger RNA, 2394 nt
Organism: Lotus japonicus
Lineage: Eukaryota; Viridiplantae; Streptophyta; Magnoliopsida; Fabales; Fabaceae
Product: wall-associated receptor kinase-like 1
Exons: 3
Coding region: 1-2163 (720 amino acids)
Biological process (GO): protein phosphorylation; cell surface receptor signaling pathway
Cellular component (GO): plasma membrane
Molecular function (GO): ATP binding; polysaccharide binding; protein serine/threonine kinase activity
Source: RefSeq, a predicted model, not a curated record
AUGGUUCUGCAACUUGCAUGUUUCAUGAUCAUUCUGAUCAUCAUUUUCUCCAUGUCUCCAUCAGCAUCUGCACAACAAGAUUAUCCAAACACAGUGAAUCCAGAUUGUGAUUCAACAUGUGGAGAUGUAACGAUAACCUACCCAUUCGGAAUGAGAAAUCCAACAUGCUACGCAGACAAAUGGUUCGAAAUCGAGUGCAGAAAUACCUCGCAAGGUUCAAAACCAUACAUAAAAUCCAUAAACCUGGAAGUAACAUCAAUGGAUCCAGGUUCAAGCAACGUGUACAUCAUGAACCCUGUUUUCCAAUGGAACUGCAACAACAAAACCAAAUAUUCAAAGCCAGUGGUGAAUCUCACAGGAACCCCUUUCGUUUACUCAAAGGAGUUAAACAAGUUCACCACCAUCGGUUGCAACAAGAUUGCAUUUCUGCAAUCAAACGGGUCCAAAGUGAGUGGUUGCGUCUCACUCUGCGAUGAAUAUGAUGACAGAGAGGUUAACAGCAACGUAGCCUACGGCAGCGACGGUUGUGUUGGCAGAUUCUGCUGCGAGACUUCGCUUCCGUCGUAUCUGGUGGAGUAUAACGUGACACUUGAAGAACUGACGAGUGGUGGUGGUGGUGGUGGUCGGUGUAGUCAAGCGUUGAUUGGAACAGUGGAUUGGAACAGAGUGUACCCUGAAACUGGUAGUGAAGAGUAUCGGAGCUUUCGUGAUCUGGAUGUGGAUUAUGUUCGUGCGGUGCUUUCAUGGGUGGUUUUUAACUCGUCGGCGGCGAUGAAGACGCUGCCGGUUGGUAAUAACUGCACUAUGGCUGCAAAUUCUCCAUAUAGAGGUUCUGGUUGGGUUUGUGAUUGCUACACUGGUUACUAUGGCAAUCCAUACAUUGGUGGUGGCUGUAUUGCUAUACCGGGAUUCUUCGAGAACAAUAAUCGAGCGAAGAAGUGGGCUAUAGUAGGAGUUUCGUCAGGUCUUGGAUCCAUCAUUUUCAUAGUUGCUAUGUGGUUCUUGUAUAAAGUUGUGAGGAAGAGAAUGAUAGAGAAACGCAGACAAAAAUUCUUCAAGAAAAAUGGUGGUUUGUUGCUAAAGCAAAGAAUGUCUUCAGGAGAAGCCAAUGUUGACAAAGGAAUACUCUUCAGCUUGAAGGACUUAAAGAAGGCCACUGACAACUUCAACAUGAACAGAGUUCUUGGAAAGGGAGGCCAAGGUACUGUUUACAAAGGCAUGUUAGUAGAUGGUAGAAUCGUUGCAGUGAAAAAGUUUAAGGUGGAAGGGAACAUUGAAGAAUUCAUCAACGAGUUCGUCAUUCUUUCACAAAUCAACAACAGAAAUGUGGUCAAGUUACUAGGAUGUUGUUUGGAGACAGAAAUUCCCCUGCUUGUUUAUGAGUUCAUUCCAAAUGGCAAUCUUUUCCAGUAUUUGCAUGACCAAAAUGAGGACCUAAAUAUGACUUGGGACAUGCGUUUGAGAAUUGCCACUGAAAUUGCAGGAGCUUUGUUUUACUUGCACUCAGUUGCAUCUCAACCCAUUUAUCACAGAGAUGUCAAAUCAACAAAUAUAUUGCUGGAUGAAAAGUACAGGGCAAAAUUAGCAGAUUUUGGAGCCUCUAGGAUAAUUUCUGUUGAAGCUACUCACCUCACCACAGUAGUUCAAGGAACUUUUGGAUACUUGGACCCUGAAUAUUUUCAUACUAGUCAAUUCACUGAAAAGAGUGAUGUCUAUAGCUUUGGAGUGGUUCUUGCUGAACUUUUAACCUGUCAGAAAGCAGUGUCCUUUGCAAGACCUGGGGAAUCCAAGAACUUAGCUUCAUAUUUUGUUCAGUGCAUGGAGGAUAAUAGUCUUUUUGACAUUGUUGACAAAAGAAUCACAAAGGAAGGGAAGAGAGAACAUGUCAUAGCAGUUGCUAAUCUUGUGAAGAGAUGCUUAGAGUUGAAUGGGAGAAAACGACCAACUAUGAAAGAAGUCACAUUAGAAUUGGAAGAGAUCCGGAAAUUGGAGAGGAAGUCUAGUAAUGCAGAACAAAAUCAUGAAGAAGUUGAGGUUGUUGGAAUUGAAAACUACCAACAACCUUGGACUGGAUAUUCUACAACAUCAAAUUCAUUUCCAACUCUAAGCAGCGGAACACUCUCUCCAAAGUCUGGGCCUAUGCAUAUUGUUGCAUUAGAAUAAUUGAUGAAUUUUCUUAAUUUUGUUUUCCAUGUUUAAAAGAAAAUUGUUUGGUUGGAUAUACUUCAGCUAACCACCAAAGACAUUAGUGUUUAAAAUUAUUUAUAGUAAAACAUAGCUAAGGAAUUAUCAUGGGGUGCACAUAUUUCUAUGAACUAUGCUUUGAACGAGCCGGCAAAGCAAAAGCAACUUGCUGUCUCCACCACCAGCCUCAUUGAAAUUAACAGAGAUGAC